GACGUCGUGGGCGAUAAUUGUUAUUGUUAGCUUGUUAGCUAUCGGCUACUUGAUUCAUGAAUAGAGAUAUGACGGAGUUAUAACAUCUUAUUACAUGUGAACGGUGAAGUUAUUACAACUGUAAAAAGGGACGUGAUGGAGGAGGGAAACAGAAACGAAGGUGCCUCCACAGCCAAGAACCACACAGCGUCAAUUCAACUACAGACUCCAAAAAAUGAGGACACCUAUGAAAUAGCUAUCCCGUAUGAAGAGAGCAGCUUUGAACAACAAGGGUUUUUCAACCAGACUGAUCAGAAUUUUGAGGAAUCUGCCCCCACUACUGGUUCUUCCGCCCCUAGUAACUCAUAUAUACUGAUCACCAACCUGCGGACCCAGCUGCAAAUCUCUCUGGAGAAGAACUCCUGGUUGCAGAAGCGGAUCGAGGACCUGGAGGAGGAGAGGGACUUCCUCCGCUGCCAGUUGGACCGCUUCAUCUUCUCCACAAAGAGUCAGGGUCAGGGUGAUGGACAGAGCCACUAUAGUAAUGGAUAUGAAUCAAGACGAUUCAAUUGGAGGGGCAGAAGAGAGGAAGAUCGUCCCGUUGAGCCGCAGAAGUCAGAUUUCCCCACACGGCAAUUUAAUCAACGAAGGCCUGCUCCUUCAGCGAUGCUGGCAUCCAAGAAUACAAACCCAAUGGCUAAUCAGCUUGGCUCCCUGAACGCAUUGUUCAACUCUGCAUCCGCCCAGGCACAUCUACCUGGCCAUAGCAGCACCAGUUCAACUGCCAUUGGCAGUAACCCCAGGCCGACCAUCAAUGAACUUGGCAGCCAUGUCAACGUGGGGCAAGUCAUGCUGACAGAUUGUCCUUGGACUCUCUUAUCAGAGCCUCUUUCACUGCUGGGGGAAUCGGAAGAGUACCUGGAGCAGGAGAGCUAUCUUGAUGAAGAGCAAAUGAUAACAGGAGAGCAUGGGUUGCCAGAGAAUAUGAACGCUAAUAGACUCGCGAUAAAGAGGAGGAAGAUUUUUCAAGCACCAAGGGAGCGACAAAGAGUGAAAGAUGCCGCUGGUGUUCUCUUCCGCUACAAAAAGAUCCUACUGACCUACCAGCGUCUGAAGAACAUGUCUAAAGCCUUCCAGAUUCAUGGUGUGGAUCGGAACACAAUAGCCUCCACCACACCCAUUGCAGAACUGUUACUAGUAGCCCCAGAAAAGGUGGCAGAGGUGGGCCAGUUUGAUCCUUCCAAGGAGAAGUUGCUUGACUACGCCCGGCGCUGCUACAUUACCAUGGAUGAGGAGACACUCAGCAGGGUGCAGGCCCUGAAAAAGAAUAACUUGCUUCUGCCCAUAUCCUACAGGUUUAGACACUGAGGAGAGGAACAGAGGAACACACUCCACAGGACGUUGGGGUGGUUAGGAAGGGCAGGUGAGCUGCUGCAGCAGGCCAGCUCCCCUGAUAGGAAUAUGGAUGUCCAGAGGCCUUUUGGAAUUAUUUUGCCUUGAGAUUGUCUAGGACGUAGCCAUGGAGCUGUUUCAGACCCUUCCUUUUAAGACACCUAUUUGUAUGCCUCACUGGUUUUUAUUUUAACAAUUGAUGAAUAAUCCUCAACAAUCCUCAUCAAGUAAUAAAUAAUCACCAUAAUGCAAGAGCAAUUCAAAAAUGAAUGCCUUUACCUUUUGAAGAAAGAAGUUGUUUUAAUUGUAACCUUUAUGUUUUUUCUCCACAUUUAAAUCAUGUAGAUGAGAUAAGAGGCACAGCAGAACUUUUGUCUGUGUGGGUUUUAAGAAAGCAUAGACGUAAUUUGAUCCUUUUAAGGUUCAAUGGUGAAUGUGAUUAAGGAGAAUUUGGGAGGAUGCCCCAGUAGGUUUAAUUAAUCAUGAAUGGAAUAUUAGACUCACCUGCUUGAACUUGGUGUCAAGGAAACUAUAACUUUUUCAGGAAAUAUGGUGACAUUUGAAAAAUGUCCAUUUCUCUUUCAUGUUGUCUGUAAAAGUUCCAUCCACAGAAAAUGUGUUGUUUCAUUUUUUUUCUUUUUUAGAAGCAUUGACAGUUGCAGUAGCAGUAUCUGAUGUAUUGUACACACGUGUGUACAUAGCCAAAGUUCCAACACCAGUCCCUUGAGGCACGUUGAGAGCAGCAGGUGUAAAUGCAAAGGGCACCUGCUGCUAACCACUUGCAUUUACAGUUGAAUGGCUAGGGUCUGAUUCAGCAGAUAUUUAUUGUUCCCUUUUCUUUAAAGGAAAAAGAACUGGGAGAUAUUUGUUGACAUCGUUUUCCUUAUGCAUUGAGGCUAUUGAGGAGAUGGUAGUUUACUUGUCUUAUAUAGACAUUUUUGAUAACUCAUCUCUUUAGGGUGGGUAAUUUAAAUUCCAGGUAGCCUAAAUUAUGGAUAAUUACAAUAUAUACAUGUAUAUGUUUUAAAUGAAUAAUUCAAUAAUUGACAAUUGUUUUAACAUUACAUUUUAUUUUUUGCAAAGAGCUUCAUUCCUUUUAAGCGUCUAUGUCAUUACAUAUUUAAUCCUUCGAGACCCACCUAGUUUGGAGUCGUCAUUUUGAAUUACAGUGUUGGUUGUGAAACAUCAGAAAUAAGACAAAUGACUUUAGUGGCUGCAUUUUAUGAAUGCUUUGAUGUCAUAUAUGUUAUUUGUGGAGAGAGGAUAAAUCUAUUAAAGAGGCUGCUGCUGUUCCGAUCGA
This is a messenger RNA of Gadus morhua (Atlantic cod), 2671 nucleotides long. RefSeq names its product coiled-coil domain containing 106a (gene ccdc106a). The record is from RefSeq and is a predicted model, not a curated record. Gene Ontology annotation, cellular component: nucleoplasm. Lineage: Eukaryota; Metazoa; Chordata; Actinopteri; Gadiformes; Gadidae. The transcript has 8 exons. Bases 136 to 1347 code for a protein of 403 amino acids.